AUGCGCUGCCUCGCCGUCGUUCUAAUUCUCAUUAACGUCAUCUGUGCCGUUUCAGCGUUUUAUGUGUUGAGGAGCAGCGGUCAAGGAGCCGUCGACGAUUCGUCACUGAUCCGUUUGCGUCGUAGUGGAAUCCUUUUUGGAAAAUUGGCAAGAAACUGGGCGGCAGAUGACAAGCGUGUCGUGUUGAGACCCCUUGUGGAGUACGAACCAGAUCCUUGGCAUUGA
Messenger RNA from Caenorhabditis briggsae, 225 nucleotides. Bases 1 to 225 code for a protein of 74 amino acids. The transcript is spliced from 2 exons. The record is from RefSeq and is a predicted model, not a curated record. Lineage: Eukaryota; Metazoa; Nematoda; Chromadorea; Rhabditida; Rhabditidae.